AUGGCUGAGAAUAGUACAGCGCAGUCCGUUACUCGGAAGUUCUCUCGAUAUCGUGCACGAGGUGCGACAACCGGUGACGUUGAAAUGCCCGCGCCUGCGCCUGCGCCUGUCAACAGCGAGCAGAACCCCUCGAUCGCAAGAAGUAGGUCUCGAUAUCGUCGCAAUCGGCCAACGUCAAAUGGAAAUUGUGUACCACGUCUACCCGCGAUCCCUAGCCAUGUGCGAACCCAGCCGGACCAAAGUGAGCGAGAAAGUGAACGUAACGCAACCGGGUUGACAGAUGAGGAAGCGCGCACACGCGAGCUGGAUCGACAACGUGCGAUGGAACGAUUGACUGGAGGGGAUAACUCAGAACACAUUCGAAAGCCUCUGGUAUCCUUCCCUCCAAAACAAGCGCAAUUACCCCGAUCGCAACCAGCUCCGGCGCAUCCCCCGGCGCAUCCACCGCCAAGUUCCCACUCAGAACACGAUGGCCAUCGCAAAUCAUUCUUUCAGAAGGUCAAACUUUCAAGAUCCAAGGACGCCAAGAAGACCGAGCUCCCGAACUACAUUGGAGUGGGCGGAACCGGAGUGGUUCCAGGGCUUGAUGCUCCUGUCAGCGCCGUUAACGCCGGAGAGCGCCAUGCCCUUGUCAAAUAUGGUGAUGCUACCGCGGAUCUCACUGUCACUCCGUCAACUCUAGUCCACGAUUUAUUACUAGAUGCCACCAAACACCUAUCUCGGGACAUUGAUGCAGAGAAAUUCAUUCUAAUGGAGUCUUACUCUCAGGUUGGCCUAGAGCGUCCUCUGCGACGCUAUGAGCAUGUGCGGGAAGUCAUGAAUUCCUGGUCACACGAUGCGGACAACCAGUUCAUCGUUAUUCCCCCCUCUAGUGUGGACGCCCUAACUCAGCUCGAUGCAGGGCAUGCCCCCAGUGGGCAACCAUCCCCGGUGACUGUCCAUAUUUACCAUUCUCAGCGUCGUCACAAGUGGGAUAAGCGAUAUGUCACUUUGCGCGCCGACGGACAAGUGACAGUCUCAAAAAAAGAGAACGCCAAAGACCAAACCAAUAUCUGCCAUAUAUCCGACUAUGACAUCUACUUCCCCAGCGCUCGAGCGCUAAACAAGGAUAUCAAGCCUCCCAAGAAGUUGUGCUUUGCAAUUAAGAGCCAGCAGAAGUCAUCCAUGUUUCUGUCCACCGAAAACUUCUUGCACUUUUUCUCGACCAGCGACAAGUCCAUUGCAGAUACAUGGUACCGGGCAGUACAGAGGUGGAGAAGCUGGUACCUUGUCAAUAAGAAGGGGGCAGGCCAGAAACCAGAGACUGAACCAUCUAUGAAGCGCGCAGGGACGAAGAGGUCGACUAAUCAGUCGAGAAAUGUACCAAACGACGCUCCACUCCUCAAACGGGAGACCUCAACUGAAUCCCCGAAGCGUGAGAGCUCCGACCAACCGAGGCCGGCAAGCUCCAAAGACAUCUUUACCCGGAAGAAGACCCUUCGUGGACACGGGCCCCCUCCAUCUACAUACCCACAGGCCCUGACGCUCGAUACUGAUAUGGACGGGCCUUUUACCGACAAACAUGCAUUAGUCUCAGGCAUCUCGCCCCAAGAAGUAGAAACUUCCACUUUUGCACCAUCCGGACUCCUAGGCCGAACUUAUACUCAGCGCCAAGCUGCUAUGCGGGAACGGGAUGAUCGUGAUAAGAGAGCUAAACAGGAAGCCUUUACAGGUAGUGGCUUUAUGGCCGGAGGAUCUACACACACCCCGGGCUAUGACUCAAGUCCCAACAGCCGAACAAACACCAUGACUCGUGCUCCCGAUUCAUCCAUUUCCAAUCGAGCUCCAUCCCUAAAGCAGAAGCCUCUGGUCGAUCUCACCCCAGUCUAUGCCGAGCCACCGCAACAUAGCCGCAAGGGCAAAGGCCACGGCGUCAAAGUUCAACCAGGGAUGCAAUUGAUCGACGGUGCCACUGGACCAGACCAGACCCCCGGGGGAAUCCCCAUCCCACCCUCCACUUCGUGGCGACGGCCGGCUGCACCCGCAGAAGCCUCAGUUCAGCGACGAAAUACCGCCCGAAGCGUGCGUCAUCACCCAAACACAUACGCGCCCUUACCUUCUGCCGAAGGAACACCGGCGCUCCCCGCCCAGUUUACCCCACACAGCCUGCUAGCACAUUCAGCCAGCACGGCUAGUCACCGAAAUCCGCGCAGCGGACACGGAGUCGCAACAGGUGAUCGCAAUGCCACACGGCCGUUGUUAGAUAUGUCCCCAGAGAACCCUUUUGCAGAUGGUAGUUUGCUUCGGCAGCUAUAG
This is a messenger RNA of Penicillium griseofulvum, 2295 nucleotides long. RefSeq lists its product as uncharacterized. The transcript has a single exon. The record is from RefSeq and is a predicted model, not a curated record. The coding region runs from base 1 to 2295 and encodes 764 amino acids. NCBI's taxonomy places the organism in Eukaryota, Fungi, Ascomycota, Eurotiomycetes, Eurotiales, Aspergillaceae.